UCGACGGGGUUCCGAUGAUCGAUCAGUGGGGACAAAUCUCGAGAUUUUACCGAUGUAAGAUCUAUCUGUUUCCCCUUCUUCGAGGAUUGAGCUGACCACCGCCACGCCGUUCGGACUCAUUGGAUAACGGAGAUCAAAUACGAACGUCAGUCGAGUGCACGAUGCCGUCGUUGAGAACGUUUCGCGUGGAUUUCGAUCGAAUGGGUGCCACGUACAUGGCCGGUGAAACCAUAACGGGGACCAUCGUCGUCGAGAAUACGAAAGAGAAGAGCGUGAAAGGGCUGUAUUUAUCUGCCAAAGGGGAGGCCAGAGUACGGUGGGUGGAAAAGAAGACAGAACACAAUCGUACUCGCCGCGACACUUACUACAAUUCGCAGAAGUACUUCAAGUACAGGUUCAACAUACUGAAUAGCAACAAUGAUUCAAGAGUACAAAUCCCAGUGGGAUACCACAAGUACUCGUUCCAGUUUCAACUACCCCAAAACAUCCCCACCAGCUUCGAGCACAUGUAUGGUCACAUAAGAUACACGGUGAAGGUAGUGAUCGACAGACCAUGGAGGUUCGAUCACGAGUGCAAGGCGGCGUUCACCGUGGUCUCCAUGCUGGAUCUGAACGCGCACCGGCACAAAUGCCUAGGAAUCGACGACGAGAUUAAGAAAAAUUUCUACAACUGCUGUUGCAUCUCCGCGGGCACGGCAAAUAUCCGCAUCAGAGUUCCCUCCACUGGAUACGUUCCAGGGCAGUCGAUAGUCACCACGCUGGACUACUCGAACUCGUCCAAGAUCAGGAUAAUUAGGUUCAGCACGCACUUACUACGAGAAAUUAAAUUUCACGCGAUCACCGGCAAAACAAAGAUCGAAUGUUCCGAAAUAGCGACCGCCAACUACAGGGAGUGCACUACCAACCAGGGACAAGACAUUUUAGAGUUCCGGGUACCCCCGAUACCACCGUCCAGCCUGGAACAUUGCAACAUCAUAGACUUGAACUACAAAUUGAGAUUCGUCAUCCACGUUUCGGGACCGCACUUCAAUCUCGUCAGGACGUAUCCCCUUUUGAUCGGAUCGGUGCCAUUACUCUGCUCGCUAACCGUGGCUCACAUCAACCCUGCAACAGUUCCGAUGCCUACGCAAAUCGGGCAACCUUAUACAACAAACAAUGAACAGUCAAGCACGGAUUUGCUCCCUGCGCCGCGUCAGCCUCUUGGAUUUAUUAUUCCGGGCCAAGCGGCCAGUUCGUCCAACGACUGGCAAAUACCGCCUCCGUCCUACGAAGAAUGCAUUACAGGAGCUGAGCACAUCAAGGAUCACGAUGAAUCGGACUUCGUGCACGGUGCCAACACUCCCUUCGCGCCUAGGUAUCCUGUGUUCGAUUAUCCAACGCCAAGAAUAGAGAGUUAGUGAAUGGAAAGCUUAAAAAACGGGAGAUUUGUACGGAAAUUACGAGGAUCGAACGCGAGGAUGGAUUUAUUCCAGAAGAUCGUGCAUUUGAAGAUGCCUCGACUACUGUACUUGUACUUCUAUCUGCUUACUUAGAUACGAAUCUAAACACAGUUUUUACUUGUACGUACAAUCGUAUAAACGUAUUUGUAUUUUCACAAACCAUUAAACGUUUACCUUG
Molecule: messenger RNA, 1617 nt
Organism: Colletes gigas
Lineage: Eukaryota; Metazoa; Arthropoda; Insecta; Hymenoptera; Colletidae
Product: arrestin domain-containing protein 17-like
Exons: 8
Coding region: 162-1397 (411 amino acids)
Biological process (GO): protein transport
Cellular component (GO): cytoplasm
Source: RefSeq, a predicted model, not a curated record